CCCCUCCGACAAUUUGUGAUUAAACAAUUCAAAAUGGCGAGCUUAAUUUGUUGCCGACGUUUGCAUACAGUGAAGCCGCAUGUUCCUUUGAUUCUCUUUCCAAAACGUUUUCCUCGUGAAAGUUCUGUGGUAACGGAAACGCCCAAAAUCACUCCAGUAGUAUCAGAUGGGACUGAAAGAACGUCAAAUGCGACGAACAAAAAUUAUUUCCCUGAUUCAGCAAUACCGGCAAAAUACCUAAGAACAAUUAUUACACCGGAAGAAAUUUCCUUUAUAGAGAGAGGUGGACCUGACUGAGAUAUAAAACAGAUAAUCGUGUAGGAAAUAUCGCAAUUUUAUAAUGUAAUUGUAUUUAAUAUUUAUAAUGCGAAACUUGUAAUAUAAGUUAACAGUCCUUAUAAUUUUUAUACAAGUCAGUGACCAUUGAAGAGUACAAUCCCCGCUCGGUUUAAAGAGACCCUUGCCAAAAUGCAAGAUGGCGGACGAUAAUUAGUAAUUUGAUAGCAUCAUUAUUACAUUAUAGCAAACGUUUAUAGUUUCUUUACGGAGCUGUGUUGGCUGUGUUUAAGUUUUCUAACGAAUUUUAUGUAAACGAAAGGCAUUUAGCAUUACAUAAUGCUGGAAAUUGAAGUGCGUUUGCUUCGCAGAUCCGUUUAUUUUGCCGGCGAAACGAUACGAUGUGAAAUAACGUUCACGAACACAGCUAAACGUAUUGCUAGUAAUUCAGCAGAUUCACGUUCAAAUCACAUUAAAAAUUUACAUUCUUUACGCAAAAAGGUAAUUGGAAUUGAAACAUUAGCCUGGGCAAGCGCACAAAUACAUUGCCAAUGUACUGUGAAUGAUUCACGAUUGAAAAUAUCAGACGGAGACAAAGAGAGUAACGUCUAUAGCAGGAACGCAGCAAUUUAUGACGAAGGAGCAACAUCUUUUAUGCCUUCAAAAGGUGAACGUGGGCGAUGCCUUCUAUCAACGAAGCCGAAGAUUUUAUUUUGUGAUUUGACAUUGGCAGCAGGCGAGACCAAGUCAUAUUUAUAUGAAGAUAUGAUGCCAUAUGAUUCUCCUCCAUCGUACAAGGGUUUGGCCGUAAAAUAUUGCUACAAAUUAACUGUUGGAGCCAGUCGGUUACACUCUUCUACAAAGUUGGUUCGCUUACCUAUUCGAUUGUUUGUCUUAGAAGGACUGGAAGAUUUAGAUCAUUUCACAUCUAUAAACGAGGACCCACCUAAUCCUUUUUUAAUCGAUGGCAUUAAGAAACAAUCGUUGUUAGAUGUUGCCUUGACAAAGCUGACUUCCAUGGCUUGCAGGAAAAGUCAAUACUUAUACAAUGUUGUCAACAAAGAUGGUCUUGUUGGGUGUUUUAUUUUAUUCAAAUCAGCAUACAAAAUAGGCGAUGAAAUCUUAGGAAUUUUUGAUUUUAGAGAAAGUAAAGUUAAGUGUACAAAGUUUAUAGUAACCUUACAGAGUGAGGAACAUGUUAAUGAGGAGUACAAGAAACCUUCUUCAAACCACUUACAUAGUCAUACAUCAUACUCCAUGCAGCAAGAUUUCUGUCUUUAUUCAAAGAAAAUACAAGUGCAACUGCCGAUACCUGUUACAGCUACUCCACAAUUUAAAUCAGAUAUGGUUGAUGUCCGAUGGAGACUUCAUUUCGAGUUCUACCUUUCCACUUCCAUUUGCCAGUUAGAAAAUGUGGAGAAUAAUGUGGCAGAAGCCUGUGUUGUUGCUCCUCCUUUAAUAGACAUUGAACCAAUGACAUGGGAUCUCCCCAUCACCAUUAUACCCUGCAAUCCUGUACACGCUUCUGCUUUAUCACUAUCAAGAACUACAUCAUCAAUUAUCUUUUGAUUGGCAUUUUAUAUUAGUUGGUUUGGUAGCAUCUGGAAAUGACCUUUUUUCUGCUUUUCCUUAAUAUUGAGCAAACGAGGGAUGAGCUAGGAACAUUACAAGUUAUAUUUUUGUAAUUUUGUACAGUAGCUUCAAAUUUAAUCAUAUUUACCAUUUAGGAUUUAAAUGGUAAUUCGUCAAAGUA
Molecule: messenger RNA, 2029 nt
Organism: Xenia sp. Carnegie-2017
Lineage: Eukaryota; Metazoa; Cnidaria; Anthozoa; Malacalcyonacea; Xeniidae
Product: RAB6A-GEF complex partner protein 2-like
Exons: 9
Coding region: 616-1845 (409 amino acids)
Biological process (GO): retrograde transport, endosome to Golgi
Cellular component (GO): Golgi membrane; Ric1-Rgp1 guanyl-nucleotide exchange factor complex
Source: RefSeq, a predicted model, not a curated record